UAAUUUUAUUUAUUUACUUAUUUGAGAUAAAAUCUGGCUCUGUCGCUCAGGCUGGAGUGCAAUGGUGCGUUCAUAACUCACUGCAGCCUCAAACCUCUAGGCUCACGUGAUCCUCCUACGUCAGCUUCCUGAGUAGCUGGGACUAUAGGUGAGCACCACCGAGCCAGCUAAUUUUAUUUUUUGUAGAGACGAGGUGGAGGUGGGGUGUGGGGAGUGUCUCACUUUGUUCUCCAGGCUGGUCUCCAACUCCUGGCCUCAAGUGAUCCUCCCACCUUAGCCUCUCUAAGUGCUAGGAUUACAGGUGUGAGCCACUGCACCUGCCAUGUUUCUGUAAGUAAAAUUUUAUUGAAACCCAGCCACCCUCCUUUGUUUACCUGUUGUCUGGCUGUUUUUUGUUACAAUGGCAGAUUGAGUUGUUGUAGCGGGGACUAUAGAGUUGGCAAAGCCUUAAAAUAUAUACUGUCUGUAUCUAAUCAAGCGUUUUACGUGGGGGAAUAUCAAAGGAGUUCUAGUAAAGAAAUUUGGGUUCAUCUGUCAGGAGAGAGUUGAAUAUGACAAUGAACAGCACAUGAUGGGCCAGUGCAGGUUAACAAACAUCAAUUUAGUGCUUAUUGUAUGCCAGGUCUGGGCACACAGUGACAGAAGCCUCAGUUCUUUCUCUCCAGUGGUUUAUAGUCUGGAAUGGCAAAUGUGUGAUGCAACUGAAGUGUGGGGUGUUAUGGGAACACAUAGUGGGGGUGCCUCACAUAGCCUCAUCCCCGAGGUCAGGAUUGGUGCUUUUGGUCUUUAACCCUUGGUAACUUGCCCAGUAGAUGCCUGUGGUAGAUGAGAUUCAGAAAUAUUCAUCCCCCGCCCCCACUUCCUUGGGCAAGUGGAGUUAUUUCCUUGCCUGGUGAUGCUGGGCUUGGGCACAUGACCUGCUUUGGCCAAUGGAAUGUGAGCAGCCCUCCUGCCUAGGAAGCUUCUGCAGCUGAGCUUGUCCACUCUGCCAUGAGCUUGUGCCAUUGCCGUGGAAAAGACAGGCUUGGACUGCCUGCUGGUCCUAGGACAGGGAGGGACACCUGGAGGUCACCGCCAAGGUGACCAGCCAUCCUGGUGGAUCCAGGACAGCCCCCAUUUUAAAACUGCAGUUCCAUGUCCCAGGGAAUUCCUCAUUCUCAGGCACACAGAGACAGAUACCUUGGAGCAAAGCCACCCUCAGCCGAGGUUCACUGACCUACAGAUCACCCACUGGCUUGUGAGAAAUUGUAAGUGAUGACUGCUUGAAACCACCGAGUUUUGCGGGAGUUUGUGAGGAGCGGUCGUUAAAUGUUACAGUGCCCAAUAAACUUUUGCUUAUUUGAAUUGAGGCAGCUCCUGGCAGAAGUUUUGAAGGGUAAGUAAAAGUAAAGCCAGUGGAAAAGCUGAGAAAUGCACCAGAGAUGGAGGAGAUAGAGUCGGGGGCCUGGAGGCGUAGAGCGAGGUGUGCCUGGUGUUAGGGAGGACAGAUGGGGAAGGUGCACAGCCAAGAGCAGGCCAUCCAGUUCCAGGGCAUGGCAGUAGCCCAGGGGAGACAGCGCAGGCAGUGGCCCUCAGCAUAGUGGAAGGGACGGCUCCUGACUUGGAGUUGGGUAGAUGCUCAGCUUAGGACCUCAGGUGACAUACUGCAUCAUUUUCUUCCUCAGUAUCGUCACCUGUCAAAUACAUCUACCAAGAUGGCAGCAGUGAUCUGUCUAGAACAGACGACUAAAAGCAAUAGUCAUUAGGACUAUUUGCUUACUGGUUUUAAAAUUUUUCAAAGCUUUUUUUGUCCCAUCUUUUAAAAAAUAUUUUACAUUCUCAUUCAUGUUCAUCCGGUUAUUCCCCAGGGGAAAAGAGAUUUUUUGGUCUUGAAAUGGAGUGCCCUAAAAUUAUUGAAGAUUAUUUAUUGUAUUCCAUUUCCGUAUGCUUAGUGAUUUAAAAACUGCUCUUUAAGGCCACUUUGGGCCAGGUGUGAUGGCUCAUGCUUAUAAUCUCAGCACUUUGGGAGGCAGAGGAGGGUGGAUCACUUGUGUCAGGAGUUCAAGACCAGCCUGGCCAACAUGGUGAAACCCCCUCUCUACUAAAAAUCCAAAAAUUAGCCAGGUGUGGUGGUGCAUGCCUAUAAUCUUGGCUACUCGAGAGGCUGAGACAGAAUUGUUUGAACCUGGGAGGUGAAGGUUGCAGUGAGCUAAGAUUACACCACUGCCCAGCCUGAGUGACAGAGUGAGACUUCAUCUCCAAAAAAAAAAAAAAAAUUAAGGCUACUUUGGCUAAAAAAGUAGCACUUUUCGUCAUGUCAUGACCUGCCUCAGACAAACCUCCAAAUAUUUUCACACACUUGCAGCAGGCAUUAUUGGCUUAACAUUGAAUUUUUAAAAAGUGGAACCUGUCUGGGCACAGUGGCUCACUCCUGUAAUCCCAGCACUUUGGAGGCCAAGGCAGCCGAGCCGGAUCACUUGAGGUCAGGAGUUCAAGACCAGCCUGGCCCACAUGGUGAAACCCUGUCUCCACUAAAAAUACAAAAAUUAGCUGGGCAUGGUGGUGUGCACCUGUAAUCCCAGCUACUGCAGAGGUGGAGGCUCAAGAAUUGCUUGAACCUGUGAGACAGAGGCUUCAGUGAGCCAAGAUCAUGCCAUUGCACUCCAGCCUGAGCAACAGAGCAAGACCUGACUCAAAAAAAAAAAAAAAGGAGAAUCUCAAAACUUCUAAUUUUCUUUUCCUCAUUCAGAGCAUUCUGAUAUGACAGAGACUAAAAGAUUGAGACAGUAAGAGCCUGAGGCCACACCAACUUUGUGUUACUGUCUUACAACACUUGGUAUAAAUGCUUGCAGAUCCUGCUUUGAUUAUUUUUCCUGUCAGGUUUUUUUUUUUUUUUUUUUUGAGAUGGAGUCUCUCUCUGUCACCCAGGCUGAAAUGCAGUGGCACGAUCUCGGCUCACUGCAACCUCCGUCUCCUACGUUCAGGUGAUUCUCCUGCCUCAGCCUCCCAACUAGCUGGGAUUACAGACGCCUGCCUCCAUGCCUGGCUGAUUUUUAUAUUUUUAGUAGAGACAGGGUUUCACCAUGUUGACUAGACUGGUCUCGAACUCCCGACCUCAGGUGAUCCCACCCACUUCAGCCUUCCAAAGUGCUGGGAUUAUAGGUGUGAGUCACCCUGCCCGGCCUAUGAAAAAUUUCUCUAAAUUGCCAGUUUUUGACAACUUAAACUGCCUCUACUCAUUCCCUAUUAGGCCAAGUCUUUUCAACUUUGGCUUUUAUAAACAACACCAAAAAAGGACAAGAGUGCCAAAAAAAAAAAAAAAAUCAGAAUUCUUACAAAAUGAGCAGAAAUGCUUAAAGAUGUAACAGGUGGCAGAACUCCCAUUGGUACUCCACUGCAUCAGCUUCCUACAGCUGCUCUAAAAACUACCACAAACUUGGUGGCUCAAAACAACGGGAAUUUAUUCCCUCAUCCCUCUGGAGGCCCUAAGUCUGAAGUCAAAGUGUUGGCAGGGCUGCAUUCCCUCCACAGGAUCUAGGGAAGAUCCUGUUCUUUGCUUCUUCCAGCUCUGGUGGCUGAAUCACUGCAAUCUCAGCCUCUGUGGUCAUACUGCCUUUUCCUCUUCUGGUCGAAGUCUUCCCAUGCUCUUCUCUUUUAAAGGACACAUGUGUUUGCAUUUAUAGCCCGCCCAGCUAAUCCAGGAUAAUCUCCCCAUCUCCAGACCCUUCACUGAAUCACACCUAUGUGUCUUUUCCCAUGUCAGGUAACGUUUAGAGAUUUCUCCCCCUCCACCCAUGCUAAUACUUACAAAAUUGGGAAUUGUGGGGCUGUUCAUUUUCUACCAAGUCACUGUGUUUGCCCAAUGGUUGUGUUUGCCACAUCCAGUGGUAUGCUGGAGCCAGCAUGUACUGACCGUGGGAGCCAGUUCUUAAAUUUCAAGAUUUUAGCAGGCUGGUUGUUACAUUGUUGGUAUCUUGAAAGUGGCCAUGGUGGGAGUCUUUAUGUCACGGAAAUUGGCAAAUCUGUAUAAUAAGUCAUGGUUUCCCACAUUCCUUCUCCCCACCUGAGAGAACUAGUUUACUAGGACACCACUGGUUGGCUAAAUCUCCCAACCACUAGAAAACUCAGCUAGAGAGUACAUCUCAUCCCGAAGAAAUCACUCAAGGCCAGAGGCUUGACUCAGGCCUAUUACUUGUUUCUUUUAUUUCCUUUUUUGUAGUAUGUUGAAAGUAUCUAUGCAUAUCUGUCUCCUACAACAAAUUUUAGACUUCCUAGGGCAGGGCCCUAUUUUUUUGCUUUAGAAUCAACCUGCCUGGCCCAUCUCCUACCAAGAGAUCAAUAAAUAUUUGAACUUAUCUCAGUAACUGGGCUGUUUUUCAUUUCUGGAGGUGACGCACAUACUGAUGCCUGGCCGCAGUAAUUCUAAAUAUAUGUAUUUGCAUUUCUGUCUCUUUCCUUGUUUGGAAACAUACUCGAUAUUUUUGCUUACUGGGUGCUCUGGAUUAAAGAAUUUUCGUUACUUUAUGUUCAGUUCUGUUAAUCCUUAGAAGCAAGAUGUAUCUGCUUCACUGGAAAUCACCACUUAGAUCAAGCAAUGUGUAAAGGCAUAGCAUGUAGAAGUAGCGCAGUAAAAGGGGGCUGAAUUGAUAAAGUGUCUGAUCAAAGUCAGAUCUAUUCCAUGUAAGCACUAGAGAGCCGUAGUGAGUAUAGUUUUAAAGAUAGAGUUAAAUAGAAUAAUUGCCUUAGAAGGGCACUGAAGGUUGAUUGGAAAAUUCUUUCUAAUUUUUAAAAUAUCUACUAGGAAAAACUGAUGUAAAAUGUUUUUCCCACUGGCAUGGAGCAAUUAAAGUCACCUGGUAGAACCCAGCAGGUCCCAGCCUGUGUGUGAUUAUCAGGUAGAAUCUGGGCUGCAUUAUGAUUUGGCUGUUGAUUGCACUGGGUUCUGGGCUGGAUCAUUGGAUUCUGAAGUUUUGGUGGAUGGAAGCAGUGAAGAUGUCCUGAUAAAUGAAGAAACGCAUACACCUGUCAGUUAAUAACCUUUUUUCUUCCCAAAGUGAAACAAUAUGGCUGUAUGAAUAAUGGAGUUUUAUUAUUAACCCUUUAAUUCAGAUUGUAUACCUUUGCCAGUUUAUACGUUUUGCUUUUGCUUUUUGUGAUUUAGUGAUAAAGGAAUGAUUGCUAUAAAGGUCUGAUUAUCUCUUUACCCCGAAACUUGUUGAGAUCAAAAGAAAGAGGUAACAUGGAAGUGAUGGAUGGUUCAAUUUUUUCACCCUGUCAACCAAUAUUGGUUAAAUGCUGGCUGCGUGUGAAGUAUUAUAAGACAGGGGUCCCCAAACCCCAGGCCGUGGAAUGGUACCAACCAGUUCAUGGCCUGUUAGGAACCAGGCCUCUCAGCAGGAGGUGAGCUGUGGGCGGGUGAGCAGGACUGCCUGAGCUUCACCUCCUGUCAGAUGAGCAGCGGCAUUCGAUUCUCAUAGGAGCACAAACCGUGCUGUGAGCCACACAUGGCAGGGAUCUAGGCUGCACACUAAGAAUCUAAUGCCUGAUGAUGAGCUGAGGUGGAACAGUUUCAUCCUGAAACCACCCCCUACUCUGCUGUCCAUGGAAAAACUGUCUUCCACGAAACUGGUCCCUGGUGCCACAGAGGUUGGGGUCCACUGCUAUAAGAGACAGGAAGAUGACUGAUGAGCUCCCUGGACUCGGGGAGGAUUAUAGUCUAGCACUGUGCUAACUUAAACAUGGUCUGUGUAUUGGCAUCACGUGGGCACUUCUAGGAGCUCAGAAUUUCAGUCCCUUCCCCAGACACACUCUGCAUGUCAGUAAGAUCUAUGAUUUUAAGUGCUUAACACAAUUUGUAAAAAUACUGGUUGAGUGGAUAGAAACAAAUAAUAACCACAGUGAUCACUGGAGAGGCUACAGAAAAGGUAGCAAGAACAAAGGAAGUCAUGAUUUUAAAAAAUUAUUUAUUUGGACUGAGCACCGUGACGCAUGCCUGUAAUCCCAGCACUUUGGGAGGCCAAGGCAGGUAGAUCACGAGGUCAGGAGUUUGAGACCAGCCUGACCAACAUGGUGAAACCCCAUCUCUACUAAAAAUACAAAAUUAGCUGGGCAUGGUGGUAUGUACCUGCAAUCCCAGCUACUUAGGAGGCUGAGGCAAGAGAAUUCCUUGAACCCGGGAGGCGGAGGUUGCAGUGAGCAGAGAUGGCACCACUGCAUUCCAGCCUGGGUGACAGAGCAAGACUCUGUCUCUAAAAAGAAGAAAAAAUUAUUUAUUUGGAAGUUUCUUUUGAUCUCAGUAAGUUUGCCCUUGGUGGUCUUAUAUCAGAAGAAUCUCAAAGUUGGUGCUGUUUUAGGGUUCCUUGCAAUCUGAAUGCCUUAGAUUGGGGACCUUUUUUUUCUUGGUGAAGUUGGUACAGAUGUCACAUUCUUGGUUAUCGACUGCUCACCAAGCCUCUGACAGUCCAUAUUCUCUGUCAGUGGCAGCUUCUGUACCAGGGACAUCCUUUAUCCCCUUGCCCCUCAGGGGACUGAGAACAAUAAUCUGCCAUAUUGCUCCUGUAUCAAGUGAUCCCAUGGGGACAGUGUAGCUAAGGCUUAGGAUGUCAGAUCUCUUGGCUCUUUUCAGACAUGAAGACUCUGAAUGGUGGAAGUUGGGCUGGGGUGACAUAUGCAUAAAUGUUUGUGUUUACUCUUUCCCUUUGAGGAGAACAACACUAUUAAUUCCACUGAAGGUGUAUAUGGCAUUUAAAGCCAGGGUUUCAUGAAAAGUCAGUGCUUUUUCUUCUUUUACGUAUUGAAGCACUGGUAGUUGAGGGCAACCUGAAAACGAGACCGGCUCUGAAUAGGUAAUUAGCUGUGUCUGUUCCACGACUUCUUUCUUGAGUACAGUUGCUUGUCUCAUUCCUUGGUGGGUGGAACGGUGAAUAAAGGAAGGAGGAUUUAAUGUACUGUGGGGAGUGUGUUUGCUAUGAGCCUGGGUGUAAUACGGUUUGGUUGUUUUGUUUUUCUAGUUAUAAAAAUCUGGCUCAGAGUGUUUACUUUUGAUAUUGAGAUAAGCUUUCAUCAUUUGUGUGUACAAAUUACCUCAUAGAAAGAUUUCUGUUUAAGUCUACUCUUGAAUUAUUCACAGGAGAUGACAGUUGGAAAACCUACUGCACCCUGUCCUAAGCUAAAGGUCCCUAUGGGUUGUCUGGGUGAUUCAUGUGGUAAUCUGAUGAGAGGCACACUUCACUGCUCCCAGCCCAGGCAGGGCUGCUUCAGAACGUGACGCCGCUUCGAGCAGUCCUCCUCUCUGCUGUAUGUGGUUUGCUUUGCACCUUUGUCUCUGUUCACAUGCCUUCUGUUGAUGCGCCUCACUCCCAGCCAAACCAGCCAGCCCCAGCAGCUCUCACAAGCCAGCGGUGUUUUCCCAUUGAUUUCUAAAGUCAGGGUGCUGCCUCUCAUGUUCUCUUUCCUAGGUUUCAAAGGGCAAGCAAGCUGCACAUGGAAAUGAAAAGUCACAGUGCUCAUUGGUGGCCUGUGGGGCCCAAAAACUGAUGGCACUUGAAAUUAGUUCCUGUUUUUGGCUGGCAUUUUACGCAGAUGGCAAAUAGAGUAAUUACAUGCCUGAUUGCACUGAGAGGUUUGUCUAAUCCCAUAUCCUGUCCACUGUAACACUUUUAUUAAGUCCCAAACUUUCAUUUAUGAUGAGCUCCUUUUUAAGGAUGCCAGUAUAUGCUGAAACAUAGAACACUGUGUCUUACGGCAAGAACCUUCCAAACAUAUUCAGUCUAUUCCUUUGACUCCUGGUAGAAGCAUAAAUAAAUCUUUCCAAAUUAAUGGGCAUUUGACUUAGGAAUUCCCAAAGGAGGUGAUUCUAGAACUUCCCUUAGUAAUUUAUUCUGGUACCUCCAGUUUUUAUAGUUAACUUUUCCUUAGUGUAUUACUUAAAUUGUUUCUGAAAUAUGUAGAGUAAGAUUGAGCAAUCUCUUGUCCCUUUGUCAGCAGUGAUGGUAAGUGACCCUCAAGUGCAGAGGCCUUAAUAUAAAAGACAUGAUCGAACAUAAACCUGGUAAAGAUCUGCCUGGGGGUCAUUAUGCAGGGUUUACUCUUCCAGCCAUUUCAACCCUGGGACUUCCAUCCAGCUGAUGAAGGACAGGGGUGCUGGCCAAAGGCAACUGCGACAAAGCCCUGCCACGAGACUCUGCCUUUUAUUCCGUGAGCCCUUAUUAACUCACACUAAACAUGUAAUUUAAACAAGCCUGUUUAUGUGAUUCCUAAUGCCUGAAUCUCAGCAGUGGCAAAGUGGUAGGAAGGGAGCAGUUAUUGGCACAUGAGAUGACAGCAGAAGUUUGAAUUUGACAGCCUGACAGUGAGAGGGGAGGGGGCAGCCCAGUGCGGUUAGGAAGGCGGAUAAAAUCUGUUCAGCACGUCUGUCUCACAUGGGGACAAGGCAGUCGAGUGUAGAUUUUCAUAGGGAAAAUGGUUACACUAAGAUAUUUUUAUUACUUUGAAGAUAAUAGCUGAAGUUAUUUUUUUAAAAAUUACUGUAAAAGUGGGGAUUUUCAGUUGGGGAGUGUUGGCUCAUGCCUAUAAUCCCAGCACUUUGGGAGGCUGAUGUGGGCAGAUCCCCUGAUGUCAGGAAUUUGAAACCAGCCUGGUCAGCAUGGUGAAACUCUGUCUCUACUUAAAAUACAAAAAUUAGCCGGAUGUGGAGGCGCACGCCUGUAAUCCUAGCUACUUGGGAGGCUGAGGCAAGAGAAUCCCUUAAACCUGGGAGGCGGAGGUUGCAGUGAGCCAAGAUCGUGCCACUGCACUCCAGCCUGAAUAACAGAGUGAGACUCCAUCCCCCCCAAAAAAUUAAAUAAAAAAAGUAAAAGUAGGGAUUGGCCAUGGCAAGGUUAUUGUGAAGAUUAGGAAUAAUAUACAGGAAGCACAAAGCAGCCUUGGCCCUGCUGCUGGGAGGGGCUGAUUUGUAUUGGCUCGUGGGUUGAUAGUCCAUAUAACUAAAAUGUGGCGUUCGUCAUGGUUGCUAAAUAAAUAUAGCUUGAGUGAAUGUAGUAGCUUCUUAAGACCACUUAGGAUGUUCUAAGCUAAACAGAGUAUAUAUCUAGCUUAGAACAUGCAUAGUUAAAAUCUAAAUAUUUCCUGCAAAGCUGAUUUAAAUCAUUAUAUUCUCUCUUGACCAACAGGAACUCUGAUCCAGUUGUAAAAGUAGUUAAUUUAUUUGACUUUCUUAGAUAAAUGAGGAUUUACUAAUCAAGGCCCAUUAUAACAGAAAUGUGGACUAGCUAGUGGACAGAGAAUUGAUUAUUAUGCAAAUGUAUCCUUAGGUCUUAUGAUUUGUGGGUGCCCAGUUUCUGGAAAUCUGGCAUGAGUGAGAACUUACUUGGAGGGAGAGUCAUGAGUCUAGUCCGUGAAUGGACUAGUUAUUUUUGGUUGCUGAGUAAGAAAUGUUCCUUUAGCCGCUCCUAUUUAUCCUUUAGCCGCUCCUAUUAACCCUUUCCUUGAUGUGUGCAGGGAUGGGGGCGCUGGAGGAAAACACACCAGUUACUAAUGACACCAAUUCAUCUUUGCUGCUGUGUGAGGGUGAGUUGAGGAAAGCACUCAACAGCACUUCUGGUAAAUAAAGAACACCACUUGGGCUGGGUGUGGUGGCUCACACCUGUAAUCCCAGCACUUUGGGAGGCCGAGGUGGGUGGAUCACCUCAGGAGUUUGAGACCAGCCUGACCAAUAUGGAGAAACUCCAUCUCUACUAAAAAUACAAAAUUAGCCAGGUGUGGUGGCACAUGAGUGUAAUCCCAGCUACUCAGGAGGCUGAGGCAGGACAAUGGCUUAAACCUGGAAGGUGGAGGUUGUGGUAAGCCCAGAUCACUCCAGCCUGGGCAACAAGAGCAAAAUCAAAAAAAAGAACAGCACAAGUUUUGAGCAUAUAUAUCAUUUUAAAAUUUUUCUUUUUAGUGCAGUGGUGCAACCACAUCUCACUAAAGUCUCCAUUUCUUGGGCUUAAGUGAUCCUCCUACCUCAGCCUCCUGCGUAACUGGGACCACAGGCAAUUGCCACCAUGCCUGGCUAUUUAAAAAAAAAUUUUUUUGGUAUUAUUGGUAGGCAGGAUUUUGCCAUGUUUCCCAGGCUGGGCUUCAACUCCUGAGCUCAAGCAAUUCACCUACCUUGGCUUCCCAAAAUGCUAGUAUUACACAGGUAAACCAGCGUGCCCAGCCAGAUGUUUUUAAAUUAAAAAUGCAGCUGCAGGUUGUAGAGAGUAGGGAGGAGAGAAUUGUGUUCAUCGUUUGGGUUCUGUGGAUCCUUUGAAUGUGCACAGAUGUGUGUUUGGGGGGUCUCAUGAACCAAUGAAAUGGUAAGCAGCAUUUGGGGCAUUUAUGGAUAUUUCUGGUGAGAUGGUCUUUUUUUUUUGCUUUUCCUUGCGUAUUUUGAGACUCUUCUUUCUUUUCUACUCAGAAAGAAUAGAGUGGAUGUUUGAUGUUAGUCACUGGUUUUAUACAUAAAUAUUGUACCUUUGCCUUCACAAUGGUAGUCAGUGUAGAGAUACGAUUCUGAUUAAUAACUGGAACAGGCCCAGAGCAUUUGGUGAUGUAUCAGGCAUCCCUGGUAAGUGUGUGAAUCUCUGAUCCCAGUGGUGUCUGAUGCAGCCUGGUCCUCAUGACUGAACUCCUCUGUGUGACAUUGGGUAUAAACAUACUUGCUCUGGGUCUGAGCUUCCCUAUCUGAAAAUCAAGGAGUUUAAAUUACAUGAUCUCGAGGUCCCUUUUAGCUUUUAAACCGAGACUGCUGUGUAGCUUCUCUCUUAGUAGUACCUGUUCUCUGUCAUUAUUUACGUGGUGUGGUAUGAACUGUCCAUCCUAGGAACUUUGUAGAACUUCUGACUUUCUUCUACAAAUGUUCCUAUCCCUGUAAGCUCGUAGAGCCUGUUUCUUAAAAUCUCAGUGAAUUGGAGUAGAUGUAUGAUGCACAAUCUUGGUUUUAAAUUUUUUAACCAAAGUUUGCUUUCUAUUGCCAUUUGUUAGUUUUAAUGUGUUUGAUCGAUGCUGAGGGAAGCAAAGUGCUGCAGACCUACUCUACUUGUUGCUUAUUUGCCUUACUCCAAAUAACACUUGGGGGAAGGAGAUGCCGACCCAAGUCUCUGUGAUGGAAAGUUGCAGGGACUUUAAACACCCUUAGGACCACAGAAUUGCAGUGAGUUAGCCUUGGGUGAAAUCCGACACCCAAAUGCAUUGCAAGUUGUGGCUCUAGAUAGUUUGCAUAGGAGGCUCAGGGCUACAGCCUGUAGCUAACUGCCACUAGCAUAGCUCUCCGAUGACUCUUUGUGAUAGGAUGAUCAUUUGAGGCUGGAGAGGAUCCAGACUGGGAGCCCAGGGGCUCCCAGUGACAGGGCAGAGGAGAAUCCUCAGCGUCAUACUCUGGCUGCUGGUGACAGGCAGGAGUGGCAAUAACAGGUACAAUAAUGGCUCAAGUUUCACCUUUGCUGGAAGCUGGGAGUGAAUAGCUGGGUCAGUUACAUUCUUUGGAAGUAUAUUUCCUUAAAUGAUGGACGUUCCUAAAUCCAUCUAGGAAUGUUGGAUGUAUUUAUAUGUACUGUAUUAAGCCCCUCUCAAAUUUGCACAUUCAGAGGUAUGGUCUGAUAAUUAAUAAUCAAGUUCUUUUUCUUUAUGCCCAGAAGUCUCUAUUCUGCCCAGACUUGCAGACCCCGAGCUGCGCUAAAGUUCGGAAGUUUGAGCUGCCACUGAAGUAUUGACUGUGGAGAGGCGGGGUUUUCUGUCUCCAAUGAGGUGCCUUUGGUGUCGGGAAAGCCUAUCAUCUUUCGCAGGAGUGCUUGCUCCGUAAUCCAAGCAAUAGCCACGCAGCCGGUUUUAUUGUUUGCGGAAUCUUGCGGCUCUGAGGGAGCGCUUCCCAGACGGGAAGGAGGGCAAGUGGGCGGUUUAUGAUUCUGCCCUGUGCUGGGGCGAGUGAGCCGAGCUCUUUGAUUUCUCCCAAGUAACCGUGUAGGUGAACUGUAAACUGGGUGCCUGGCUUGACCCUGAAUCUUUUUCUCUAGGGUGAGGAGUGACUUCUUUCUGCAACCGACAGCUGGCUUUCUGCCCUGGUGGGGAAAGAUGCCCGGGAGAGGAGUAGGAUUACAAUUUGGGAUGCUAGAGACACACCAAAGAGUCGGAGUGCCUUGGCUUUGUGUUUUGCAAAGUCCUGACAAGUGUUCCUGAAAUGAACACCCUGCUUCAAUUUUUAAAUUAUACUUUUAUUAAUCUAUUAAUUUUUGGCCGUGGAUCUCGCUGAUCUAGAAACGGAGUCCACAGUGUGGCUAGGGUAAAACGUUUGUCUUUUCUUUCUUAACCCCUCCUUUUCCCUUUCUUUGUCAUUGGGUGACACAGAAGCUGUCUUUUUGGAUAAUGCCAUGCCUGACUGUCAACGUUGUCUAAGUGGGAAAUAGGCGCCUGGAGAGGACCUGGGCCGAUGUGAAAGACCCAGCGUUUUCUUUGCUGGGCUGUUCUUUGUCUCUAGUCGAUUUUGAAAAGAAGAUGAAAAAGGAAGGCUCUUCAGGUUCCUUCAGACUCAAGCCGAAUGCAGGUUCUCUCUCACGUGCUGUGAGUUGGAUAAAUUUCUCCUCCUUGUCCAGGCAGACAAAGAGGCUGUUUCGCAGUGAUGGAGAGCUCUCGGUUUGUGGGCAGCAGGUGGAAGUGGAUGACGAAAACUGGAUAUACAAAGCCCAUCCCAGAAAAGCGGUUUCCAAUCUAGAUGAGGAGAGCCGAUGGACAGUCCACUACACUGCCCCAUGGCACCAGCAGGAGAAUGUGUUUCUUCCCACCACAAGACCCCCCUGUGUUGAGGACCUGCACCGCCAAGCCAAGCUCAACCUCAAAUCCGUAUUGAGGGAAUGUGAUAAGUUGCGGCAUGAUGGCUACCGGAGUUCUCAGUACUACUCUCAGGGACCCACCUUUGCAGCCAACGCCAGCUCACUCUGUGAUGAUUACCAAGACGAAGAUGAAGAAACAGAUCAAAAGUGUUCUCUCUCUUCAUCAGAAGAAGAAAGAUUUAUUUCCAUCAGGAGACCUAAAACACCAACCUCAAAUGACUUCUCCGACCUUAAUACUCAGACGAACUGGACCAAGUCGCUUCCACUGCCAACACCAGAAGAGAAGAUGCGACAGCAAGCCCAAACAGUCCAGGCUGAUGUGGUGCCUAUUAACAUAACUGGGGAGAAUUUCGAUCGCCAGGCCAGCCUUCGGCGGUCUCUAAUUUACACAGACACUCUGGUAAGACGACCGAAGAAAGUCAAAAGGAGAAAGACUAUUACAGGAGUCCCUGACAACAUACAGAAGGAGCUAGCAUCGGGCAUUAGCCAAGAUGAUGUUGGUGGCCACUCGGUAUACACCCCCGAUCACUACUCGACGCUGGGAAAGUUUGAUAGCUAUCGGUCUGCUGGGCAGCGCUCAGAAACCAGGGACUCCAGCUGUCAGACGGAGGAAGUGAAGGUCGUACCACCUUCCAUGAGGAGAAUCAGGGCACAGAAGGGACAAGGCAUUGCUGCCCAGAUGGGCCACUUCUCAGGUUCCUCUGGCAACAUGUCUGUGCUGAGCGAUUCUGCAGGGAUUGUAUUCCCUUCCCGCCUCAACAGUGAUGCUGGCUUCCACAGUCUUCCGCGUUCUGGAGCAAGGGCGAACAUUCAGUCUCUUGAGCCGAGGCUGGGUCCCCUGGGCCCCGCAGGAGACAUGGAUGGUACUUUCCCCUACCAGAGAGGUCACCCACAAGCAGAUGAAAACUCAGGCCAUUUAGGAGGUGCCUCAAGGACUGGAACACUUAUGAGACCCAAAUCCCAGGAGCUAAGGCAUUUUGAGAGUGAAAAUGUCACGAGCCCAGCAUGUGUGGUUUCUCCUCAUGCGGCCUACUCCACCAGCAUCAUCCCAAAUGCCAAACUGUCUUCCUCUUCCGAGGUUAUCGCUAUUCACACUGCUCAGAGCGCAGGGCAGCUGGAAAGUAGAAGUUCCAGCUCAUUGCAUGCAAAGAUAAAAUCCAGAGACCACCUCAUCUCCAGGCAUGCUGUGAGAGAUGAUCAUCAGUCUCCCAGUCGCCACUGGAAUGAGGGUCACACCACCAUGCUUUCACAGGCCUUAGACCCUCAGUCCUCUGGUGCACCCACACUGUUGUCCCUCUGUGACUCGGCAGUCUCUCUAAAUGCUCCAGCAAAUAGGGAGAAUGGGUCCCAAGCCAUGCCAUAUAAUUGUAGAAACAACCUGGCCUUCCCAGCCCACCCCCAAGAUGUGGAUGGCAAGAGUGAAUCUAGUUAUUCAGGGGGUGGAGGACACAGCAGCUUGGAGCCCUGGGAAUACAAAGCCUCAGGUAAUGGAAGGGCAUCACCCCUGAAGCCACAUUUAGCAACUCCUGGCUACUCCACUCCCACAAGUAACAUGAGCAGCUGCAGUUUGGACCAAACAUCCAACAAAGAGGAUGCUGGGUCACUGUAUUCUGAGGACCACGAUGGCUACUGCACAUCUCUGCAUGCUGACUCUGGACAUGGAUCUGGGAAUCUGUGCAAUAGCAGCGAUGGCUUUGGGAACCCCAGGCACAGUGUGGUCAAUGUUUUUGAUGGAAGAGCUCAGAAAAACCAGGGGGACCGAUCCAAUUACCAGGAUAAAUCCCUGUCAAGAAGCAUCUCUUUGAAAAAAGCAAAGAAGCCUCCCCUGCCACCUUCCCGGACAGACUCCCUCCGCAGGAUUCCCAAGAAGAGCAGCCAGUCCAACGGGCAGGUGCUUAGCGAGAGCCUGAUCGCCACACUCCAGCAUUCGCUGCAGCUGAGCCUCCCAGGCAAGGGUGGCAGCUCGCCAUCCCAGAGCCCCUGCAGUGACUUGGAAGAGCCCUGGCUGCCCCGCUCCCGGAGCCAGAGCACAGUCAGUGCUGGCAGCAGCAUGACGUCUGCCACCACCCCCAAUGUCUACUCCCUGUGUGGGGUCACACCAUCGCAGAGUGACACGAGCAGCGUCAAGUCAGAGUACACAGACCCCUGGGGUUACUACAUUGACUACACGGGCAUGCAGGAAGAUCCGGGGAACCCAGCAGGGGGCUGUUCAGCCAGCAACGGGGCGCCCACUGGGAACGGGCCAGUCCGCCAUGUCCAAGAAGGGUCCAGAGCCACAAUGCCCCAAGUGCCCAGUGCUUCAGUCAAACCAAAGAUCAUGUCACCGGAGAAGUCACACAGAGUCAUUUCUCCAUCCAGUGGGUAUUCCAGCCAGUCAAAUACACCCACAGCACUCACCCCUGUGCCUUUGUUUUUAAAAUCAAUGUCACCAGCAAAUGGGAAGGGGAAGCCCAAGCCCAAGGUACCAGAAAGGAAGUCCUCUCUGAUAUCUUCAAUAUCCACUUCGUCGUCGUCCACUUCUCUUUCCUCUAACACUUCUAACGAAGGGAGUGGCACUGUGAAGAAGCUGGAUCCAGCUGUGGGCUCUCCCCUGGUUCCUCCUCCUCCUGUUCCCUCUCCUCCAUCCCCUUGUCCUGCAGACAGGUCUCCUUUCUUUCCUCCUCCACCUCCUGUUGCAGACUGUUCCCAGGGCCCUCCUCUGCCUCACUCUCCUGUGUUCCCCCCUCCGCCGCCAGAAGCUCUCACUGCUUUCUGCUCCCUACCUGAUUGGUGCCUUUCUCCUCCCCCCACUGCACUGAGCCCCCUUCUUCCAGAUUCAACUGUGUCCUUGCCAUUACCCCCACCUUUCUUACCUUCCUCAGAGCCCCCACCCGCCCCACCUCUUGACCCCAAAUUCAUGAAAGACACCAGGCCUUCUUUCACAAAUUCUGGCCAGCCAGAGUCCUCCCAGGGAUUCUUGAGGCCGCCUUCUACCAAGGAGGAGACCAGCAGGCCCCCGAUGCCCCUGAUAACCACAGAAGCAUUGCAAAUGGUGCAGUUGAGGCCGGUGAGAAAGAACUUGGGUGCCGAGGCAGCACCGUUGUCUGAACAAGCAGCUCGGGAACAACGAACUCCGGUCGCUCCACAGUACCACUUAAAGCCAUCUGCUUUCCUGAAAUCCCGAAAUAGCACAAAUGAAAUGGAGAGUGAAAGCCAGUCUGCCUCUGUGACAAGCUUGCUUCCAACGCCUGCCAAGAGCUCGAGUCAGGGUGACCAUGGCAGUGUGGCCGAGCACAGCAGCCUUGGAGCUCCGAGCGCUGGGGAGGCAGAGGCUCGGCCCAGCCCCAGCACCACCCCACUCCCAGACUCUUCACCCAGCAGGAAGCCACCCCCCAUUUCCAAGAAGCCCAAACUGUUCCUGGUGGUACCACCUCCGCAGAAAGAUUUUGCAGUGGAGCCCGCAGAGAACGUGAGCGAAGCCCUCCGAGCCGCGCCCAGCCCCACGAGGGGAGAGGAAGACUCUGUGUAUGGCAAAGAGGCAAAAGAGAGUUCUGCAGCCCAAGCUGGCUCUCAUGCCACGCACCCUGGCACCUCGGUUCUUAAGGGAGGAGCUGCAGGAUCCGUGUCCCCCGACAGAGUGGAAGCCAAUGUCCCCAUGGUACAGCCCAAUGUCUCACCGGCUCCCAAGCAGGAAGAGCCAGCCGAGAACAGUGCAGAUGCUGGGGGCGAUGGGGAGAGCUGCCUGUCUCAACAGGACGGAGCAGCUGGGGUACCGGAGGCCAGUGCAGCCUGUUCAUCCUCGGAGGCCUGUGACUUCCUCAAGGACGACGGGAGUGAUGAGGUGAUGACCCCCAGUCGGCCCAGGACCACAGAAGACCUUUUUGCAGCUAUUCACAGAUCCAAAAGGAAAGUCCUCGGCCGUAGAGAUUCAGAUGAUGACCACUCCCGAAACCAUUCUCCCUCCCCACCAGUGACACCCACCGGCACUGCCCCGAGCCUGGCCUCUCCAAAACAAGUGGGAUCCAUUCAGAGAAGCAUCCGAAAGAGCAGCACCAGCAGUGACAACUUCAAAGCUCUGCUGCUAAAAAAGGGCAGUCGUUCAGACACCAGCGCCCGCAUGUCUGCAGCAGAGAUGCUCAAGAACACCGACCCCAGAUUCCAGAGGUCAAGGUCAGAGCCUUCGCCAGACGCCCCCGAGAGCCCAUCAAGCUGCUCCCCAAGCAAGAACAGAAGGGCACAGGAGGAGUGGGCCAAGAAUGAAGGCUUGAUGCCUCGGAGUCUGUCCUUUUCCGGCCCCAGGUACGGCCGCAGUCGAACGCCGCCGUCAGCCGCCAGCAGCAGGUACAGCCUGCGAAACCGGAUCCAGAGCAGCCCCAUGACCGUCAUCUCGGAGGGAGAAGGGGAGGCCAUGGAGCCUGUGGACAGCAGAGCCUGCGGUGCCCUGGGCACUGCAGAGGGAUGUUCCCUGGACGGACUGGCGAGGGAGGAGAUGGAUGAGGGCGGCCUGCUCUGUGGGGAGGGGCCUGCUGCCUCCCUGCAGCCCCCGGCCCUCCGCCCCAUGGAUGGGACAGCGGGUGCAGAAGGCAGAGCGCCCUCCCCGCAAUGUGGCGGUUCUCUGAGCGAGGAGAGUUAGGGCCAAGAUCAUAACUCUCCCAGGUGACACGGGGGGGUGGGGAGAUGAGCUAUGCAGCACUCUAUGAAGCCUGCCAGGCGCCCUCCCUGCUCGCCCAGGGAUGCUACCCUGCGUCUGUGCUGUGGGCCCCGGAGUUGCCUGCCCUGCAGUGUGAGUGAAAGUUAUUUAGGACUCACUUGGCACUUGCCCUGUGGCUUAAGAACAAGUAGAAGCUUAAACUUCUGAAAGUGCUUCCUGGGGAAGAUUUUUUUUUUUCCUAAAUGCUGGGUGUGUGUGUGUGCAUUUUCAACACUUUUUAAUUUUUAAAAAUACACAUAUACACAAACAACAUGUACAGAAAUAGAAGAAAGCAAGCCAGAGUUAAGCUUGGUGUAGAAUAACGGAGUCCUCCGGACUAGGCGGUAAUUGCUUUCAAAGCAUUACGUUUAUGGAAAUUGGCGAGUUCCGUAAGAAAGGAGAAGAUGUUACUUCUAAGAAAGGUGGUAGAGUUGCUGGUUCUUAAUGCACAGAACACACGGAUAUAUGCUCACGUGUGCUGCUGAGGGGAGGCAGGUUGUGGUGAGCAGAGAGAAGCUGGGAAGAGGCUAAGUGACUAAUUGGUUCAGGUACUUUUUUCUGGGGGAGGUAGACUUUCUUUUUUAUGAAAAUGUCAAACAUGUAGAAGUGGCAAUGCUGUAAUCUGGUGCCUGCUGCUGUGCAGCCACAUACACACAAUUGUAGCCUGAUUUUUAGAAGUGUGGGUCAUUUUCUAAUGAAUUUCCUCCUUGAGUAGAAGCUGAGAACUGAAGUGGUGUGGACAGACAGAGGGGCAGAGUUGGAGAGGAAUAAGUGAUACACUGCUGGAAUUUGUUUCCUGCCUAUGAAAUAAAAUUAUUUUUCAGAACUAAAUUUGAAAACUUGCACUACAGAACUAUGGGUGGAGCUUUUCCUUUUACAACAGUUUUUUUUUGUUUUGUUUUGUUUUGUUUUUUUAACCAGAGUUUAAACUUUCAUUAGGCAAUUUCCUGUCACUUGAAAUGUCAACAUUUGCUAAUUUUUGGAUAUCCUUUUGGGAUCACCAAAGAAAAAGUUAUGCCUGUUUUUUCCCUUGAACUGCCUACGGUAUCAUGUCCUAAUUCAGAAAGAUUUGUCAAAAUCUAUGAUCUUACUUUGAAGAAAAUGUUGACUAGCUCUUGUUAGUCAAAUAAACUGAUAAAAAUUGGUAGGGCUUGGCUAUCAAUUAGCCCUGGGAAAUGAAUUUUUAGAUUAAAAAGAUUUUUUUGCAUCAUUUGGUUUGUGCAUUUUUAUAUUUGUUUAUAAAUAAUUGAGUUGCUAAUUAUCUUCUAAUCUUCUCUGAUCAGAUUUUCCGACAAUUUUAGACAUGGGGCAAAAGCGUUCGAAGUCUUUAUUUUAAUGUCAGUCUUAUUGCCCUCACCCUUACUCCCUUAACAUCCGUGUACUUAGUCUCCUUUAUUUGUUAAAUAAGCCAGAGUCUUGUCUUCUUCCUUAGAAGGACUUAGGAUGACAAUGUGGAGAUUCUUGGUCUGAAUCUAGUGUACCUACCACCUGCCAUCUUUUGGGGGUAUGAAAACAGUAUCUAAAAGCUGGAUUGCACAGGCCAAAUCAUGAUGAGACUUAUAAACUAAAACUUCAGAUACCCAUUAGAAAUGGCUUUGAGGCAAAAACACACCUAAAGAAUGAAGACCCCAUAUCUGAAGAAAACAAAACACUGCUCUUCACACAACCAGAAAUCAAGACCAGAGAUUUGGAGCAACUGUCUACUAAUUUGGCACAAAGAUUGUUUGUUCUUUAGAAAAGUGGCAUUGGCUUUUGAAUAUGAAAUCUUCUCAUAGCUGCCUAAAAAAGACUAGAAUAUCAGAAAUCUUUAAUACAUAAUUUAUGCAAAGAUAAAGCAACAUAACACUAUAAAACUUUUUAAAUCCCCAUUUUUAAUGAAAAAUUCGUAUUUAAAUUUGCUUUGAAUAAAACAAUUGUAAA
Molecule: messenger RNA, 19413 nt
Organism: Callithrix jacchus (white-tufted-ear marmoset)
Lineage: Eukaryota; Metazoa; Chordata; Mammalia; Primates; Cebidae
Gene: NHSL1
Product: NHS like 1
Biological process (GO): cell differentiation
Source: RefSeq, a predicted model, not a curated record